AUGGCCCACGGCGACGCUGUCCCUCUGCGGCUGACCAAGACGCAGCAGGCCACCAUGGAGAGGCCGCUGACCGCCCUGCUGCUGCCCCUGCCUUCCAUGGACUCGGCGACUUCAAACCUGGAGGGGCAGUCGCUCCUCUUCCCCUGGGAGUCGGCCACUGACUUCAUGUUGCUGACGCCACAACAGCAGAAGCCGCUGCACAACUUCACGCUCUGCAUGAAGGCCUUCUCCGACCUCACACGUGACUACAGCCUCUUCUCCUACAGCACCAAAACCCAUAGCGACGCGCUGGUGCUGUACAUGUAUAGGCCGGGCGAGUUCUCCCUGACCGUUGGCCACUCCGAGAUCGUCUUCAGGACCCCCCAGCCCUCGCAGGGCCCCUUCCACGUGUGUGUCACCUGGGAAUCCUCCACGGGCAUCGCCACCCUCUGGGUGGACGGGAGGCCCCAGGGGAGGAAAGGCGUUAGCAAAGGCUAUGUCCUGGGUGCCGAGGCCAAGAUCAUCCUGGGGCAGGAGCAGGACGCAUUCGGGGGCGGCUUCGAUGAGAAACAGUCCCUGGUGGGGGAGGUGUGGGAUUUGCACUUCUGGGACAGGAUUAUUUCCAUGAAGCGCACUGGGCCCAGCUGCCAAAACGGCAACCUUCUCAACUGGCACUCGCUCACCUUCCAGUCCUCCGGCGACGUGGUGAUCAAGCCCAAGCAUUGGCUUUAG
Sorex fumeus (smoky shrew) is the source of this 711-nucleotide messenger RNA. RefSeq names its product mucosal pentraxin-like. Gene Ontology annotation, biological process: innate immune response. The coding region runs from base 1 to 711 and encodes 236 amino acids. Gene Ontology annotation, molecular function: complement component C1q complex binding. The transcript has 2 exons. The record is from RefSeq and is a predicted model, not a curated record. Lineage: Eukaryota; Metazoa; Chordata; Mammalia; Eulipotyphla; Soricidae.